AUGGCCUCGGACAACACGCAGCGCAGCUACUCCAUCAUACCAUGCUUCAUAUUUGUUGAGCUGGUCAUCAUGGCUGGCACUGUGCUCCUGGCCUACUACUUUGAGUGCACGGACACCUUCGGGAUCCACAUCCAGGGAUUCUUCUGCAACGAUGCUGACCUGAUGAAGCCCUACCCUGGGGCAGAGGAGAGCAGCUUCAUCCCUCCGCUUGUCCUCUACUGUGUGGUGGCUGCAGCCCCCACUGCCAUUAUCUUCAUCGGAGAGAUAUCUAUGUACAUCAUGAAGUCCACCAGAGAAAGCCUCAUUGCCCAGGAAAAAACGAUCGUGACCGGGGAGUGUUGUUACCUGAACCCUCUCAUCCGCAGAAUUAUCCGCUUUAUUGGUGUAUUUGCUUUUGGCCUCUUCGCCACGGAUAUCUUUGUGAAUGCAGGUCAGGUUGUGACUGGUAACCUGGCGCCGUAUUUCCUCAGCGUGUGCAAGCCAAAUUACACAGGGACAGAGUGCCGCUUCAACCACCAAUUCAUCUCCAACGGCAACAUCUGCACAGGCAGCCAGGUGGUGGUGGAAAAAGCCAGAAGAUCUUUUCCGUCCAAAGACGCGUCACUCAGCGUUUACUCAGCUGUCUACGUCACCAUGUACAUCACGAGCACCAUCAAGACAAAAAGCAGCCGGCUGGCAAAACCUGUGCUCUGCCUUGGGACUCUGUGUGCGGCCUUCCUCACUGGACUGAAUCGCGUGUCAGAAUACAGGAACCACUGCUCAGAUGUCAUUGCAGGAUUCAUUUUAGGCAGCUCUGUGGCCCUUUUCCUGGGGAUUUGCGUAGUGAACAACUUCAAAGGGGCUCACUCGACUCCUGCAAAACAAAAGACAGAGGAUUAUCGUGGUCUGCCCCUUAUGACAUUCCCGCGUGUGGAGAGCCCCCUGGAGACCCUCAGUGCACAGAACCACUCAGCGUCAAUGACUGAGGUCACAUGA
Chanos chanos (milkfish) is the source of this 975-nucleotide messenger RNA. It is a transcript of the gene plppr1, whose product is annotated as phospholipid phosphatase related 1. Gene Ontology annotation, biological process: signal transduction; phospholipid metabolic process; phospholipid dephosphorylation. NCBI's taxonomy places the organism in Eukaryota, Metazoa, Chordata, Actinopteri, Gonorynchiformes, Chanidae. Gene Ontology annotation, molecular function: phosphatidate phosphatase activity. Bases 1 to 975 code for a protein of 324 amino acids. The record is from RefSeq and is a predicted model, not a curated record. Gene Ontology annotation, cellular component: plasma membrane. The transcript is spliced from 7 exons.